CCCGCCCCAUACCCGGUCAAUGCAAGAAUUCCUCGCAUUGACUGAAUCGGAGGUGGGCGGAUACCCGCGGUCAUGGAUUUGAUUGCCAUAGCCGUCGCCCUUCGCCCCCUGUCUCUCUGUCUGAUUCUGCCCUCUACUUCUGCUGUUGUGGUGGGGAUUUGAAUCGUCUGUGUGGAGAGGUUCUUCGGCGGCGCAGCUAAGAGCGAGGAGCAUAUGGGGAGCGGAUGGGUAGAUGGAGUCAGGCCUGCUCUUGGCGACAGUUUUGCAACCAACCUUCCCCGAUCGGAGUUACUGCUGUCGGCUGCGGCAAUUUCUUCAGGGUUCUGUGGGGAAGGGUUCUGAAAACAAAAAAUAUUUUAUAAAAUUAUGUAAUAUCCAUGUGGCAUGGUCAAAUGUUUGACUUUUUACCACAUCAGCUAAAUCCUCAUCUCAUUUAAAAUUUUGCCACGUCAUUUUUUCGUAGGUUAUAUCUUUACGGUCAACCGAAUGAAAAGUUGACAAUUUGACAAUAUUUUUUAAAAAUAUGAUUAUUAUUUUAUUUAAAAUAAAAAAUUUAAUUAUUAAAUUAUAUUUACCUAGACAUUAAUUGUAGAUCGAACCAUUCCGCUUUCUUAAUUUUUUUUUUUGGUAGAAAAAAAAUUAUCCAAACUUGUAAUUUAACGCUAUAAGGCUGAGUCCAAUGGGCACCCCAUUUAUGGGGGAAUCUGCAAAAAUGGAGGAGGAGAUGGUCCAAUGGAGAGGUUUGGGUCUCCAAAAAUGGAGGAUCCUGCAAAUGGAACUCCAAAUUUGGGGGUGGAAAUGGGGGAUCCCCCAAAUAUAGAGGCUCACCAAAGCCCGCCACGUGGCUUUUCUUUUUCUUUUUAAGAUUUUAGGGGUUAAUUGAGAGUUUAAUUAGGGGAUUAGUUAGGGAUUUAAUUAAAUCAAUCAUUUUCAAGUGUUGUGUAUAAACCCAAAUUAGGUACAUAAUUUUUUGCCAACAAAAAUUCGGACUCGGAAUUUAACAAAAUUCUAUCGAAAAAUUUGUAUUUAAAAAUGAUGACGAACUAUAUAAAAAUUAACAUGAAUAAAUUAUAUUAAGACUACGAUAAGUACAUUUUUAAGUAAAUGGAAAAACUAGAAAAAUGAAAAUCCCCAAAUAUGAAAAUUGAAGCAUUGGAACAAAAUAAGGGAAAAUGGAGAUCAAUCCCCAAAUUUGGAGAUGAAGGCCCAAAUUUGGGAUUUUGCAUUGGACUUGGACUAAACAAAAUCAAACUCUGAACUCUCCCCAACAGUACUACAGUACGGCCUUUCCAAGGCCACCACCAUCUACCUCUCGCUUUCUCCGUCUCCUUCCCAACUUCCCUCGUUCAGCUCUCCUCUGUCCUCUCCUGUUCUGUUCAGUGCAAGUCCAGCCAGCAUUCUCCAUUGGAAAGCCGGCGGGCGGAGUCAACCAACAACUAAAGGGCGCGGAGACUCGCCGUCAUCUCCGUGUCUCAUGGAGUCUCUCUCCCUUGCUUCCAUUACUGACCCCAGGACCAUCUCUCCGUCUUCCUAUUCUUCUCCUUCUCUUCAGAUUCCUCGACGUCUUGCCCAUUCAAAUGGCUUCUUCCCGUUAUCAAGCACCGGGUUUCUAGGCAGAAUGACGAGCAGGGGUCCGGUUGGGGCGGAAAUGGUGAAACAGACUGCAUCGGAGAUCGAUUUCAGUGAUCCGGAGUGGAAGUUCAAGUACCAGAAGGAUUUCGAGCGCCGUUUUAAUAUUCCACACAUAACUGAUGUAUUCCCCGACGCCCGGCCGAUUCCUUCUGCGGAUGAGGACUCCGGUGUCUGAGGAAUUUGCCGGCGGUUAUCCCUCUGAUGAGGAAUGGCAUGGAUACAUCAGUAAUAGCGACAGGGUCCUUCUCAAGACUAUAAAUUUCGCAUCACCCAACUCAGCUGGAGCAGUGUGCAUUGACCCUGCCUGUACCUGGGUUGAACAAUGGGUUCACCGUGCUGGACCUCGGGAGAAGAUUUACUUCAAACCUGAGGAAGUGAAGGCUGCUAUUGUUACUUGUGGUGGAUUAUGUCCUGGGCUCAAUGAUGUCAUCAGACAGGUUGUCAUUACACUUGAAAUAUAUGGUGUUAAAAGUAUUGUGGGGAUUCCUUUUGGUUAUCGUGGAUUUUCUGACAGCGACCUUAGUGAAAUGCCACUGUCAAGGAAAGUGGUUCAGAAUAUCCAUCUUUCUGGUGGAAGUUUGUUAGGAGUUUCACGUGGAGGUCCCAGUGUCAGUGACAUCGUUGAUAGGAUGCAGGAAAAGGGAAUCAACAUGCUUUUUGUACUAGGUGGGAAUGGUACACAUGCUGGGGCCAACGCCAUACAUGAAGAGUGCCGUAAUAGGAAGCUGAAGGUAGCCGUAGUUGGGGUGCCAAAGACCAUAGAUAAUGACAUUUUAUUGAUGGAUAAAACUUUUGGAUUUGAUACUGCUGUAGAGGAAGCACAAAGAGCAAUUAAUUCUGCCUAUAUUGAGGCUCACAGUGCUUAUCAUGGAGUUGGAAUCGUGAAAUUAAUGGGACGUGACAGUGGUUUUAUAGCUAUGCAUGCAUCCCUUGCUAGUGGACAGAUUGAUAUUUGCUUGAUACCAGAGGUACCAUUUGAAUUACAUGGACCUCAUGGUGUCUUGACACAUCUCAAAUACUUGAUUGAGACAAAGGGAUCAGCUGUGGUCUGUGUGGCAGAGGGAGCCGGACAGAACUUGCUUCAGAAAACCAACGCUAAGGAUGCCUCUGGAAACAUUGUACUAGGUGACAUUGGUGUACAUAUCCAACAAGAGACGAAGAAGUAUUUUAGGGAGAUUGGCGUUCAUGCCGAUGUUAAGUACAUAGAUCCAACAUACAUGAUUCGUGCAUGUCGUGCAAAUGCCUCAGAUGGAAUUCUAUGCGCUGUUCUUGGACAAAAUGCUGUCCAUGGCGCAUUUGCAGGAUACAGUGGGAUCACAGUAGGCAUAUGCAACAACCAUUACGUCUAUUUCCCCAUUCCGGAAGUCAUCGCGUACCCGAGACCCGUAGAUCCCAACAGCCGUAUGUGGCAUCGCUGCUUGACUUCGACUGGGCAGCCCGACUUCAUCUAAGCUUCUAACUCUGGAUUCAUUCUUGACCUCUAGAACUAGAGGUGGCAAAUGGAUGGUGGAUUGGUGGAUUCAUGGAUCAAAUGGGUUGGAUCCAAUGGAUUGGUGGAUUCAUGGAUUGGAUCAAGUGGAUUGGUGAUUAUCCAUGAAUUCAAAUGACAUCAUCAACCAAAACCAAUAUGUAAAAUGUGAAAAGUUUAGGUACUAAAAUGUCAUAAUGAAAAAUUUUAGGUACCAAAACCUAAUUUUCCAAUGAUAUUUUUUGUAUAAAAAAUUAAAUUUUGGGUACCAAAAUGUAAAAUAUAAAAAGUAUAGGUACCAAAUGUAAUUUGUCAUUUGGAUCCAUGAAUCUAUCAAUCCAAUUGGAUUAGGUGGACAUUUUUAAUGGGUUGGUUGAUUGGAUUGGUGGAUUAGAUUGAGAAUUGCCACCUCUAUCUGGAACCAUAUCCAGUUUAUCUAAAGAGGCAUGGUAAAACAUUGAUUUAUCUCCCCACCAUUUCCAUUUGUAUAGCAAUUUGGUGCUUAGUUCAGUUUUUGUCGUAGAGGCACGGACUACCGGCGUUUGAAUGAAGUUAUUUAUAGGAGUCGCAUGCACAGUCUAAGGAUGGUGUGCUUGAUUCCAUGAUUUUGAUUCCAUGAUUUUUGUACUGAAUCUUUAUUCGUCGCCCUAAAAUUUAAAUUUUGUCGCCCUAAAACCCAACAAAUUGACAUAUUUACCCUCAACCCAAUUUCUAUCCACCCAAACAAUCUCCUAUCUCUUCCCUACCUAAAUUCGCCGCCAGCAACUACUCCCACCCCCACCCUCAUCGACCGCCCACCCAAAUCCCCUCCAACCCCAGACCCCAAUCCUUCCCGCCGACCAAAUUCCCUCCAUAACCCAAAUUCGACGCCCACCCCAAUCACAAAGUUGUCAUCGACCACAGGGAGAAAGAUGAAGGCAGACGAAGCGGACGAGAAUUCAGAAUACUAUUUGUCUCCUAAGUCCUACCGCCGUUGCUAAUCGACCAGUGUCGCUGCCAGAAAGAAGACGACGACCAAUGCCACGAGGAUGAUUUUUUUUAUUAUUAUUAUUAUGUUGCCGCGGCGGACGUACCUGUCGCCGGCGACUUUUCAACCCGGUCACCGCUGUUGAAGACAAGUCGAAUUGAUUUAAAAAAAAUUGCUAUUGGAAUUAUUAAUUAACUAUUACAAAUAUACCAAGUUUGGUCUAAAUUGCAAGUUUGGUCACUAGAAUUACUUAAAAAUUUCACGUUUGCCACUAAAAUUAAUUUAUUCCAUUCGUAGUCACUUAAAUUGGGUUAACAGUUCAAGUUUGGUCACUGGCCGUUAGUCUCCGUUAACUUUUGCUGAAGUGGCGGUCAACUCUUAUAAUUGACCGUUAAAUAAGUGACGUGGCAAUUAAAAAAUAAUAAAAUAUAAUUAUUUUU
Messenger RNA from Linum trigynum, 4507 nucleotides. The record is from the annotation of a GenBank genome assembly. NCBI's taxonomy places the organism in Eukaryota, Viridiplantae, Streptophyta, Magnoliopsida, Malpighiales, Linaceae.